AUGGCGGUCUUUGGCGCUCGUGGUUUGGCGCUGUUCGGCUUGGUCCAGGGCGCCAUGCGCAUGCCGGAGGAGUUCAAUGUAGAAACGGACUUCGAUGUCAAAAACAAGUACCAGAAGGCGCAGAAGUACAUCCGCUGCGAUCUUUGCACAAUGGCUGUGGGCAACACCUUCGACUCGGUAGGGACCAGCUUUACAGAGGACGACGUGUACGACCACAUCGAGAAGAUUUGCAAUAUUGACGACCUCUAUGCCAAGCAUGAGCUGAUAGAGGUGGGCAAAACCUGGAAGAUGGUGGAGGUCUCGGACACCACGAACCGGACGGCGCACGCAGUGAGAUGGCAGUCCCAUGCCAUGAAGGAGCUUUGUGACAACAUCAUCAGACCUUAUGAUGAUGAGAUCAAGGACCUCUUUCUGAAGCGCCUCAAGAAGGGACGCAAGGAGGGCAUGCGUGCGGAGGUGGUGGGCGCUGCGGGGUCGCCCAGCCGAGGAUUUGAGUGGUAG
Molecule: messenger RNA, 501 nt
Organism: Effrenium voratum
Lineage: Eukaryota; Dinophyceae; Suessiales; Symbiodiniaceae
Source: the annotation of a GenBank genome assembly